CAUGUGUCUACCAAAAUUUUUUUAGUUCGUUUGUCAGUUUAGCUGUAUUUUGAUCGUGAAUUAUAUUGGUCAACAAUUUCUGUAUAUUAUAAAAUACACAAUGCCGAUAAAGAAAGGACUUGUAGCUUUUUUUAACACAUUCAUUCAAACAAUCAUCAAGAAAUUCGACGGCUCUCCUGAUCGGAAUUUUGUCCUUGGUAAUGCUCAAGUGUCUGAAUUGCCGAUUAUAUAUUGCAAUGAAGGUUUUUGUGAGCUCACAGGUUACAGCCGAGCAGAGCUCGUUCAAAAGCACUGUAGCUGUGACUUCUUGUGUGGGCAAGGUACAAGCGAGACUGCGAAAAGAGAGAUCAAAAAUGCCCUUAAAGGCACUGAAGAGAAGCAUAUCGAGAUACUCUACUAUAGGAAAGAUGGAACUGCUUUUUUWUGUUCAGUGCUUGUGGCUCCUGUCAAAACAGAAAGUGGCUCAGUUGUCAUGUAUAUUGUGAACCAUGAAGACGUAACAUGGUCACCAAACAGAGAUGAAGUGCUUUUUUUACAAUCACGAUGCUUUCCAUUGACAUCGCGGAUGACCUACAAAGUCAAUUUCAAAAGACGUAGCAAAGAUGGUGAGGGAGAAGAACUAAGAUCCAAUAAAUCUAAACAUAGUAAACUCAAGGAAAGACCAAACUCUUUGCCUACAUCAACUGCAACCAGUACUGUACAGAGUCCUGAAUUCAUACCACUUAUGAGCAUUCAUCCAGCAACUCCACCAGAGUCUACUGAAGAAGGAGAAUCAGAGUCAAGACCUUCAUUAGGGAAAAUCAAAAAAUCUUCAUCAAUGACUGAACUGUCAAGCAGUUCUGGAUUUUUUUAUGAAAGACCAGAGUUUUUCAAUAAAAAUACCAAACUUCCUUCUCAUUCAUUGAUGUCUGCCUUGAGGCCAGACAUGGACAAUCUAUUUUUACCUAUCAAACCACAGCUUUCUUCAUGUACAUCAGAUACAACUUUAUGGAAAUCAAAAAGCCAUUCUUUUUUUUAUCAGAGUCUUGACGGAUCUACUGUAAGGUUAUCUCCAGGGCUCCAGUCAUCUGUUGUGCAGCCAAGAAAAACGGAGAAAGUAGCACAGGUGAUGUCAUUAGGAGCUGAUGUUUUACCAUUUUUUUAACUACAAGCUCUCAACAUUCACCCAUGGACGAUACUACACUACUCUCCCUUUAAGGCCUUCUGGGAUUGGCUGAUUCUUUUCCUUGUCAUUUACACUGCUAUCAUAACUCCAUACAUGGCAUCAUUCAUUCUGACCCGAGAUGAACGACGUGAUGAGCUCAAUAGAAAUCCUGAAACCCGCAAAGAUUAUGGACCAAGAGAAGUGUAUAGCGUUUUUUUUGUGAUUCUGGACUACAUAGUAGAUGUCAUGUUCAUUAUUGAUAUAUUUUUUUUUUUUCGAACAACGUUUGUUGAUGAUAACGAUGAAGUAAUAUCAAACCCUUGCAGAAUUGCUAUUCAUUAUUUAAAGACAUGGUUUAUUAUUGACCUUGUUGCUGUUUUUUUAUUUGAAUUGCUUAUUAUGAUUGGUAAUACAGAUCAGACGACAACUUUGAUUGGUCUUUUGAAAACUGCUCGUCUUCUGCGUCUUGUACGUGUUGCUAGGAAGUUAGACCAUUAUUCAGAAUAUGGCAUGGCUGUGCUUUGUUUACUGAUGUGUUCAUUUGCAUUGCUUGCACAUUGGUUGGCAUGCAUUUGGUAUGCAAUAGGAAACAUAGAAAGAACCUUUUUUUAUAGUACAAUAGGUUGGCUGGAUAAUUUAGCAGAUCAACUAGAAACUCCUUACGAUAAGCACAUUUUUUUGAGUGGACCUGACUUGGAGUCCAAGUACAUCACAGCAUUGUAUUUCACUUUUUUUAGCCUUACCAGCGUUGGCUUUGGCAAUGUAUCUCCAAACACAAACACAGAAAAGGUUUUCUCUAUUUGUGUUAUGCUAGUAGGAUCUCUCUUCUAUGCUGCCAUAUUUGUUUUUUUAGCUGCUAUCAUCGCUCGGUUGUAUUCCGGUGCGGCUCGGUACCACGCCCAAAUGAAGCGUGUUCGUGAAUUUAUACGAUUUCAUCAAAUUCCAUCUCCAUUGCGGCAACGCGUGGAGGAUUAUUCUCAUCAUAUAUGGUCGUAUACCAAUGGUAUUGACAUGGAUCAGGUUCUUUAUGGCUUCCCAGAGUGUUUACAAGCAGAUAUUUGUCUACAUUUAAAUAGCUCUUUGCUAUUUUUUUACCAUGUAUUUGCUUCUGCUAGUGAAGGCUGUCUAAGAGCUCUUGCUUUACGAAUACGAUCCGUUCACCUCCCCCCUGGGGACUAUAUUCUAUAUCAAGGUGACGAAGUCAGCCAUUUGUAUUUUAUUAUGAGAGGAACGGUGGAAAUCCUUCAUGAUGAUGUCAUCAUGGCCAUAUUAGGUAAAGGCGAUAGUUUUUUUGAAAACUUUGCACUAUACCAAGAAAACACAUCCGGGAAUUCUAAAGCUAGUGUGCGCGCCUUGACGUACUGUGACCUGCGCACUAUAGCUCGCGAUGAUCUCGUUCAUAUAAGCAGGCUUUACCCAGAAUUUAAAACGAAUUUUAAAAGAGAGUUGAAUUUGACAUUCAGUUUGAGAGAUGACACUUCAGAACCUGAUGUUGACCAGGUUUCCCAGGGAACAUCAUCAAUCCAAAUUUUUUUAGCUGAAGCUUUAAACCACGUUAAAGACAAACCUGUUCAAUUGCUACGACAAAGAGUUUCCAAGGACACAGCAGUUUAG
Messenger RNA from Exaiptasia diaphana, 2758 nucleotides. RefSeq names its product potassium voltage-gated channel subfamily H member 2-like. The record is from RefSeq and is a predicted model, not a curated record. The transcript is spliced from 12 exons. Gene Ontology annotation, molecular function: inward rectifier potassium channel activity. Gene Ontology annotation, biological process: potassium ion transmembrane transport; membrane repolarization during action potential. NCBI's taxonomy places the organism in Eukaryota, Metazoa, Cnidaria, Anthozoa, Actiniaria, Aiptasiidae. Gene Ontology annotation, cellular component: membrane.